This is a messenger RNA of Schistosoma haematobium, 2296 nucleotides long. RefSeq lists its product as uncharacterized. NCBI's taxonomy places the organism in Eukaryota, Metazoa, Platyhelminthes, Trematoda, Strigeidida, Schistosomatidae. The record is from RefSeq and is a predicted model, not a curated record. Bases 885 to 2081 code for a protein of 398 amino acids. The transcript has a single exon.
UACCACUCCACCGAAAAGUAUAGAUGAGCAUUGGUUGCAAUUUCAUGACGCCAUGAAAAUGGCGGGAACAGUCAGUUGUGGGUUUGCGAAACGUCCCGCUUUUAAGCACUGGGUUUCUUCUGGUUCCUUACAACUCAUUGAAGCCCGUCGGUCUACUCCAGGUGACCGUGAGUUUGACCACAAACGAAGGAUGUUACGUAAGGAAAUUGGGCAAAGCUUGCGUAAGGACCGAGAAGCCUGGUGGUCGAAGCGUGCUAAUGAGCUGGAAGCAGCAGCUGUAUCUGGUAACUACCGGAAGCUCUUCCAGCUCAUCCGAGCCACUGGCAGCAAGAAGUCUGGUGUGAGUGAAACAAUCUACGAGGAUGAUGGGAUGCCAAUCACUAACAUCCAUCGACGUCUUGGACGAUGGGCAGAAUUUUUCGAAGGGCAGUUCAACUGGCCUGCUGCUCCGGCAACAUCGGUCAGACUGUCCUGCCCUCCAUGGCCGGUGACGACUGAUCCACCAAAUGAGGCGGAAGUCCGCAAGGAACUCCAACUCUUGAAGCGUUACAAAUCAUCUGGCCCAGAUGACUUACCUCCGGCUCUUUUUAAAGAUGGUGGUGACUUUUUGACUAAGGAAUUGACGACGUUGUUCACAAAGGUUUGGGAACUAGAGAGUGUACCAACGUCAUGGAAUGAGUCGAUAGUUGUCCCUAUCUUUAAAAGGGUUCACGUCGUUCCUGUAACAACUAUCGGGGAUAAGUCUACUUCCGAUUGCGUCCAAGCUAUUGGCUUCCGUCAUUCUUCGUAGGUUGUUCAAAACCCGAGAAAGAUUGACUCGCGAGGAGCAGGCUGGGUUUCGUUCUGGUCGAGGAUGUAUUGAUCAUAUCUUCACCCUCCGUCAAAUGUUAGAACACCGCCAUACUUAUCAAAGGCCAACAAUCGUAGUGUUUCUUGACAUUAGGGCUGCCUUCGAUUCGUUGGACGGGACUGUUCUCUGGGAUUGUCUAUUGAAGAAGGGUGUGCCUGAGAAGUUUAUUAACAUCCUAAAAGCCCUAUAUACAAACACCUCAGGCAGAGUGAGGGCAUACAACCACCUCUCUCCAUUGUUCCAUUCGAGCAGUGGGGUUAGGCAGGGUUGCCCAAUCUCACCAUUCCUCUUCAACUUUGCCAUCGAUGACAUUCUGGAAACAGCUCUGAUGAAUGUAAGUAAUGGUGGUGUGGAUCUGUUGCCUGGAGAAAGACUUCUUGACCUUGAGUAUGCGGACGAUACUGUCUUACUGUGCGAUAAUGCUCAAGGCAUGCAAUCCGCACUUAAUCAGUUGGCAAUCAGUGUCCGUAGGUAUGGUAUGUACUUUGCACCUUCGAAGUGCAAAGUACUUCUACAAGACUGGCAGGAUUCCAAUCCUGUACUCACCCUGGAUGGUGAGCAGAUAGACGUAGUCGAGAAGUUCGUGUAUCUGGGUAGCUGCAUAAGUGCUGGUGGGGGUGUGAGUGAUGAGAUCAAUGCACGAAUAGUGAAAGCCAGAGCGGCUUAUGCCAAUCUGGGCCACCUUUGGCGCCUUCGUGAUGUUAGUCUGGCUGUAAAAGGUCGGAUCUACAACGCGUCGGUGAGAGCAGUUCUGCUCUAUGCUUGUGAAACCUGGUCUCUCCGAGUUGAGGACGUUAGACGACUCUCUGUGUUCGAUCAUCGCUGUCUCCGAAGGAUUGCUGACAUUCAGUGGCAACACCAUGUCAGUAAUGCAGAGGUUCGGCAUCGUGUGUUCGGGCACAGAGAUGAUAAUUCAAUUGGUGUCACCAUCUUGAAACACCGACUUCGGUGGCUUGGACAUGUUCUACGAAUGUCGUCCCAGAGAAUUCCACGUCGUGCAUUAUUUGCCGACUCUGGGACUGGUUGGAAGAAGCGGAGAGGUGGUCAGUGCAUGACAUGGUGUCGUGGUAUGAAAGAAAGCUGCAAAGGACUGGCUUCUGUUGGUCCUUCACGACUCCCUGGUUGGGGUCCGAGAGAUGGUGCUACACAGUGGCUUGAGACGUUAUCAGAUAUGGCUCAGAAUAGAAGCCAGUGGCGAUCCUGCUAUAACCUUCUUUUACUUUCUUCAUAAAAAGUGGUUGUGUCUCCCUUACCUGAAAGAUUUCUUCUGAUUGUACCUCGUUACUACCACAUUACCUUACACCAAUCUCUUCGUUAUUGUUCUCUUUUUCUUUUGCGCUCCUUAGUUUUCUUUUUUUAUUUCUCUUCGCAUUCUCAUUGUUUUGUGUGGCGCAUAUAUAUUGGCGCUCUCUUGUACCAAUAUUUAUGUGUUCAAAUAAAUAAUAA